Messenger RNA from Crotalus tigris (Tiger rattlesnake), 7634 nucleotides. It is a transcript of the gene USP31, whose product is annotated as ubiquitin specific peptidase 31. Gene Ontology annotation, biological process: protein deubiquitination. Bases 48 to 3998 code for a protein of 1316 amino acids. The record is from RefSeq and is a predicted model, not a curated record. Lineage: Eukaryota; Metazoa; Chordata; Lepidosauria; Squamata; Viperidae. Gene Ontology annotation, molecular function: cysteine-type deubiquitinase activity. The transcript has 16 exons.
GGCCCGGUUGCGGCGCUGCCCCCCCACCGCCCGCCGGGAGAGGCGCCAUGGCGGGCCGGGUGAGCGGCGCGCCGGCCCCGGGGCUGCCCGCGUCCGGGGCGGCGGGUCCGGGGUCGCCGGCGGCGGGCAAGGAGAAGGAGAAGCGCUCGCUGGGGAAGCGGCUGUUCUUUCGCGGGCGCGGCGCGGGGGGCUCCUCGCUGGGCGGGCUGGUGAGCCGCGUGCUGCGGACGCUCUCCACGCUCUCGCACCUGGGCGGCGAGCACGGUCCCCCCGCCGCCGCCGCCGCCCCGCCGCCCCCCGAGCAGCCGCCGCCGCCGCGGGAGGAGGAGCGGCCCGAGCCGCCCCCGCCGGCGCCCCCCGGCGCGCCCUGCUGCCCCCCGGGCGGCGCGGCGCUGGUGCCCGGCGUGGCGGGGCUGCGCAACCACGGGAACACGUGCUUCAUGAACGCCGUGCUGCAGUGCCUGAGCAACACGGAGCCGCUGGCCGAGUUCCUGGCGCUGGAGCACUUCCGCGGCCCCCCCGCCGCCCCGCCGCCCCCGCCCGAGCCCCGCGCCGCCGGGGAGGUGACGGAGCAGCUGGCGCAGCUGGUGCGCGCCCUCUGGACGCUCCAGUACACGCCGCAGCACAGCCGCGAGUUCAAGAGCAUCGUUUCCAAGAACGCCUUGCAGUUCCGAGGGAGCUCGCAACACGAUGCCCAGGAGUUCCUGCUCUGGCUUCUGGACAGAGUCCAUGAAGAUCUCCACAAUUUAGUGAAGAACAGUGAUGGGAGAGCGUCUGUGAAGCUACCAUUAGAAGAAGAUUCCCUGAUUGAGGGAAGCCUCUUGCCAGUCAACAGCACUUUCGUUCAGGAACUCUUUCAAGCUCAGUACAGGUCAUCCUUGACAUGUCCUCAUUGCCAGAAGCAGAGCAACACUUUCGAUCCUUUCCUCUGCAUUUCUCUGCCAAUCCCGCUGCCUCACACACGCCCGCUGUACAUUACCGUGGUCUAUCGAGGGAAGUGUUCCCACUGCAUGCGCAUUGGAGUGGCUGUGCCUUUGUCCGGAACGGUGGCCCAACUGAGGGAAGCGGUGGCCAGAGAAACCAAAAUACCUGCCAAACAGAUUGUGCUCACGGAGAUGUAUUAUGAUGGCUUCCAUCGCUCUUUCUCUGACUUGGACGACCUUGACACGGUGCAAGAGAGCGACUGUAUCUUUGCCUUUGAGACCCCGGAGAUCUUCUGGCCAGAAGGGAUCCUAAGCCAGAGAGGAAUCCACACCAACGCUAAUCUGAACCACUUGAAAUACAGCCUCGACCAUGCCAAGUCGCCCACUUAUGCCCAGGCCACGUUGGAGAGCGGCAGUGCCCGGACAACAGCGGGAGCUGCUGCUCUGAGCGACAAGCUUGUGGUCCUGGUGUGUAACAGAGCCUGCAGUGGUCAGCAGGGAAAGCGGUUCGGCCAGCCCUUUGUGCUGCAUUUGGAGAAGACCAUCCCUUGGGAUCUUCUGCAGAAGGAGAUCUUGGAGAAGAUGCAGUAUUUUCUGCGCCCCUCAGCCUGCAUUCAGGUGUGUCCCUUCAGCUUGCGAGUGGUCAGUGCUGUGGGCAUCACGUACCUCUUGCCGCAGGAAGAGCGGCCUCUCUGCCACCUGAUGGUGGAACGAACCUUGAAGUCUUGUGGGACAGGCGGAACCCCCCACGUGAAGUUGGUGGUCGAAUGGGACAAGGAGACGAAAGACUACUUGGUCAUCAACACUGAAGAUGAGUACAUCCCUGAUGCCGAGAGUGUCCGCCAGCAGAGGGCGCUGCACCAGCAGCCGCUGUCCUGCACCUUAGCCCAGUGUUUCCAGCUCUACACCAAAGAGGAGCAGCUGGCCCCCGAUGAUGCCUGGCGCUGCCCUCACUGCAAGCAGCUGCAGCAAGGAAGCAUCAGCCUGAGCCUCUGGACGCUGCCGGACGUGCUAAUCAUUCACUUGAAGCGCUUCCGACAGGAAGGAGACCGGCGCAUGAAGCUUCAGAACAUGGUCCGCUUUCCCCUGACCGGCCUUGACAUGACCCCUCACGUGGUCAAGCGAAGCCAGAGCAGCUGGAGCCUGCCCUCCCACUGGUCCCCCUGGAGGCGCCCCUACGGCCUGGGCAGAGACCCAGAGGACUUCAUCUACGACCUGUAUGCGGUGUGCAACCACCAUGGCACCAUGCAGGGGGGGCACUACACAGCCUACUGCAAGAACUCCGUUGAUGGCCUCUGGUACUGCUUUGAUGACAGCGAGGUCCAGCAGUUGGCCGAGAACGAGGUGUGCAAGCCCACUGCCUACAUCCUCUUCUACCAGAGGCGGACGGCCAUUCCCGCCUGGUCAGCCAACAGUUCCGUGGCAGGUUCCACCAGCUCCUCCUUGUGUGAGCACUGGGUGAGUCGGCUACCGGGCAGCAAACCGCCCAGCGUGGCCUCAGCGGCUUCCUCCAGGCGCACUUCGCUGGCUUCCCUCUCGGAGUCGGUGGAGCUGAUGGGGGAGCGGAGUGAGGAUGAUGGAGGGUUUUCGACUCGGCCCUUUGUGAGGAGCGUCCAGCGCCAGAACCUGUCUUCCAGAUCCUCGGUGACCAGCCCUUUGGCCACCAACGAAAAUGGGGUCCGCCCGUCGUGGUCCCUCUCCGCCAAGCUGCAGAUGCGCUCCAACUCGGCUUCUCCUGUCCAUGGAUCCUCCGCCACCCUGGAGAGAAUCGGAGAGUCGGCCGAUGACCGUGUGGCCACCUCCUGCUUUGGCAGCCGGCGGAGUCUCUCCGGCAGCCCCCUGGAGCCCAGGGAAGCAGGAGGCAGCCACCACAGCCAGCAGGACUCUCGGACGCUCGGCAGGGCCCCCCUGGCAGUCAUGGAAGGGAUCUUCAGAGACGAUGCUCCAGCGUGGAAAGCCCCCGGCAAGACAGGCCUGCAGACGAACAGGAACAGAUCCCCUCUGGGUCCCUUUGACAACAACAACCAGAUCGCCUUCGUUGACCAGAGCGACUCUGUGGAAAGCUCUCCGGUCAAGGACAGUCAGAACUUUGGCUGGCUGGCCAAGCCGGACGGUGGCAGCCCUCUCCAGGCCCCUCCCUCCCAAGACGGCCAUGGGCAGGGCAGCGGCUUGAAGUCAGGGCGGGCAGUCUUGUCCAGCCAGGAUUCCCUGACAUCUCACCGGUCGGUCGCUUCCCCCCCUCCCUCCAAGGCCUUGCCAAAGGCGCCCCGUUCCCGGAGCAAGCUGGACUCGUGCAGGGCCAGUGGGCGCCCUGGUUCUCCUGCGGCCAGGCCGGGCAAGAAAGACGCUGGCAUGAAGGGCCCCGAGGCCGCCUCUGCCACCUCCACCCAGCAGAAGCACCGGCCAGUUUCCUUGCCGUCUUCCUCCGCAGCGGCCAGAAGGAGCUCUGGGGGCUCUGUGCGGGGACACCCCCCCUCGGGCAAGAGCAGGACUUCAGAGCGCGGCCUCAGCAGGGAGGGCUCCAAGCUGAGCAUGGGCUUGGAGAAGACGGGCGGGGCCGCCAGCCCACGCACAAACUCUCCCCGGCUGGGCCAGGCGCGCGGGGAGGGCAGGGCCCCCGAGGGCAAGCACGUGCGCAGCACCUCCCUGGCCAGCCUGCGCUCGCCCAGCACCGGGUCCCGGUCCAGCCUGAAGAGGGACAGCAAGUCGGAGGAGAAAGGCUUGUCCUUCUUCAAGUCUGCCCUCCGCCAGAAGGAGACCCGCCGGUCAGCUGACCUGGGCAAGACCACCCUGCUGGCCAAAAAGACGGGGGGCGGCUCCUGCAAGGCUGCGGGGAAGACCCUCUCGGAGGAGAAGCCUCUGGAGAAGGCAACACUCCCUAAUGCCAACGUGGCUGCCAAAGACCCCCUGCUGCCCGGCAAACGCUCCCUGCUGACCACUUGCAAAUUACAGUCUUCCCAGCCGGAGGGCAGCCCUAAGUCCCCUGGAGGGGGCAGGCCAGCCAUCAACAAGGCUGUGCCCAGGCUCCCCCCGGCAGUGCCCUCCUCCACCCGCGCACCUUCCCUGUCACCGUGAUCUGCUGCUGCUCAGCUGCCCCAGAGGGGAGACCUUGCUGCUGAGGCCCCUCCUGGUUUCGUCCUCGUGCCAGGUCCCCAUGGCUACUUGCAGGGCUGCCCAGGGAUCCUCCACGGCCUGUCCGGGGAGCCCUCCGGGAGUGCCCAUCUGGCCAGGUGUCCUCUCCUGGGGCUGGCCAGGGCAGAUGGCGGCGCAGCUCUGUGAGCUGAGAAGACCCGCGAGGGAGCCCGGGUCACAAGCGGACUCCUGGUUCUGCUGUGCUACCCUCCCUCCUUGGCUCCCCACGUCGCAAGCUUCCCCCAGGGCAAUAUCUUAGCGCUUACAUUAUUUCUCAGGUAUAUGCUCAGCCAGAACUAGGAGGAACCGAAGACUCUGAGGAAGGUGCCUUUCUCUCUCUCUCUCUCUCUCUCUCUCUCUCUCUCUCUCUCUCUCUCUCCCUCUCUCUCUCAGUGUCUAUCUUUCCCCUCUUUUCACAUUCUUUUCAUUCUGAGGGGCUUCUGUUGGUGUAUAUGUUGCUGCCCAGGAGCUCUUUGGGCCCUCCAGAGCAGGGGAGGGGAGCCGUGGGUAGGAUGAGGACAGUCCCAAGAGGAGGGGGCUGUGGAAGGCAGGCUCUGUGCUGUCCCUGGAAGGGUGGGCCAACUCCAUCCCCUUGGAGGGACAGUGGCUGGCAGGGCUUCUGGCGGGAGGGGCCUUCUGCUUCGGGGAGCCAACUGGAUCAGGCUCUUCAUCUUCUUGCUGCUUCUCCUGUGGGUGGCUCUUCAGCCCAAGAUGCCAUCUUGCCCCAGCUCUCUCUGGAACCAGAAUUGUGUCUUCUGCCCCAUGUUUUUCAUUCUGUUUCCAUGGCAGUCCUGGAUGCUUUGGGCUUCUGCGCCUUCCUUGUUCUUUCUUGCUUAUCUAUUCCCGAACAUCCUCCGUGUCCGCUGGCUGGGUACGGACAUGCGGAAAGGAAGGAUGUUUUGGAUCUUCUUGUAUUCUGGAUGGCAGGUGCGCUCCUUCCCCGUGCAAAGUAGUAGCAGGAGCUGUGGUUUUCUUGCUGCGUCUGCAGGUUCCUCCAGUUGAAGUGAGCCCGUCCCUCUGUGGUGGACUCUCUAAGUGCCUCUUUGGCUGCUCUGCAGGGGCUCGAUCUUUGCCCUGGCAACUCUAGAAGGAGGCUGUUCCCCUGGGCUUCGUCUGCCCCCUCCUCAGUCUUGGGUUAGAUCUCUGUAAGCAAGCGUGUUAAGGAGCCACUCACUUUCUGCACCUCCUAGGAAGGCAAGAGGCAGCUCCCUUCACAUGUUAAAGGAACUUCCAGGAAGACCUCUCCAACUCUGUAGGGCUCCUGGUGGGGGCAAAGAAUUGUAGGCUGGUCUCUGUUCAUGUGAGGCACAACGUGUGCGUGCGUGUGCAUAUUUGCUGUAGCGGUAGUUCAUGGAUGUGCAGCAAGGAGGAGGAGAGCCUGUGGGUGUAGGAGUCUACUUGACCCUUGGAAGUGUCUGUCCCCUGUUCUUUUUUGUGGAGUAACACCAGCUUGCUUGGAGCAGUCUUCUAAAGCUCUCAGUGGCCACUGUUUGGAAUCUCUUAGGGUGGGGACCUACUCUUGAUUGUGGAUCUCCUUUGAUUGAGAUAGAGGCCCAUUUGUUCUUGAGGUCCUCUGUUGCCAACAUUGUCAUCUAGGGCAUCUGUCUGAACAAGCUGGCCUAAGAAUCAAGGUGUUGUGUUGAUUGUGUGGCACUAGAAUAUUCUAUCUAGAAAGCCUCUUGAGGUCUUGGGAUUGGGUAGGGUGGGGGUGGUGAUUGGUAGCAACUAAUUCUGGCAUCCUUCAAAGAGGAUGGGAACCGCGUUCAUCCUCAGCGGGCACAUUUCUUCCUUGUGUGGUCAUCCUUCCAGCAUUGAAGAGUUCAAUUCUCAUCCCAGAAGGCUUUCUUCUUCUUUCUUUCUUCUGUUCUUUCUGAUUAGGUUGGUGUUAAUUUGUACCUUGUUCUGUUCAGAAGAGGUACCUUGAGCACUUCACAUUACUUGUCCUCCAUACGCCACACAGAGCCUUUGCAACUAACUUUGCAGCCAUUGCUUACACACAGCUGAGGCUCAGAUCAGUUCAGAGAAGUGUUGGGAUGGGAAACCUCCACGCUCCAGGAGUGACUUAAUUCUGCAGACAGUUCUGUGCUUGGCAAUCACAUCUGGGAUGCUGAGCAUGGCCAGCUACUUUCCCCCUACUACUGAAGUUAAAUUUGCAUGGUAUCGCUCAGCUGUUCCCUAUGCAUGCCCAUAUUAAGUAUGCAAACAGCUCUUGCAAGCUAAAAUAAAAUACACUAUGGCAAGGAUAGGCACCCCGUUUUCCUUCUGGUGUUUCUAAGUUGCAGCUCCCAGCUUCCCUUGCUGUGGGCCGUGUCACCUCAGCAUGGCAGAGGCUGUCUGGAGGCUGCAGCUCAGCCAUCCUGGGCUGUGUUGCAAGGAUUCUGGAUGGGGUCUCUGUCCAAGCUGUGCUGGAUGCAUCUGAGGAGCCCACGGCCUUCGUUCCCUGCUUUGUGGGCUCCCAAAGCUUCCUUUCUGUGACCCUUGGCUGACUUCUGUGGAUAUAAAACUUAGCUGUGAAAUUCUUCAAAGAAAGGAGGCAGCUUCUCUCAUUGUCAGUUAUGUUUGUCUUUCUAAGCAAGAGAACCUAUGCAGCUUUUACCCCAGACCCAUCCUGACCCACCUUUCGUUGCGUGGCUUCAUGAACAUUGUCAGCCCCUGGCAGGUCCUGCACUGGGGAUGCCAACCACCUCCCCGUGGCCCAGGAAGGCAGAGCUUCAUCCUGGCCAGGGGGAGCUGGCGGUUUGGCUACAGCCUGCAGAGGAGGGGCCUAGGAAUGGCCCCAGGCAGGCCCAUUGGGCCCCGCUGCCCAGGACAGGCCUGAUCUGCUUAGCCGUUCCGGAAACCCCCUCGGGGCCAGAAGGCAUUUGUGCUUGGAAAUUCCAGCUGAAAUUAACGUUUGUGGGAAAAUCUUUUUUUGCUCAUUCCCGUAUUAAUCUGCCGAUGGGUCCAACAUAACCACACAAGCAACUAAAAUUUAGUUUUAAUCUUUGGUGAGUUGACCCGAGGGUUUUUCUUCACUGGCCCGAGAGCUGAACUUGAGAGACUUAAAGAGGAGAGCGGAGUUUGCCACGCGUGGAAGUCGUGGAAAUUCCUGAGGGUCCUGGAAGCAUUUUUGAGCUCAGCCGGUCCCCUCGCCUUUGAUUCCGCCGUCUCCAGAAGGGGCAGCCGGAGAUUCCACCGGCGUGCAGCCCCAGCUCACCUUUGGCUAAAACUAGAUGCUCAACCCGAUGAGUCAACCGUGGCAACCCGAGAUGUGUGUGAGGAGCUGCAUGCGUUCCUCCCCUUCCCCGCUGCUGACUUUGAUAUGUGAUCAGAGUUUCCCUCUUUUUUUUAAAUCUGUACAAUCCACUGGGGGGGAGGCUGUGUCUCCUUCCAGAAGGGGUUUUAACUUAUUUCAGAGCAAGUGCAUGAGAGUGUGUCAAUGCCUUUUAUUUAUUUGUAUGCACUUUUAAUAUGCAGAAUUUAUAUUUUUAUGUUUUGAAAAUAAUUUCCUUUCCUGAAGAAGAGUUUGGAUACAAGAGAUUGGAUGAUUAACCGUGAAAAAUGUAAUAAUAGUACAAUAAAUUUACAGUGUACAAGGCC